CUGUGCAAUGAAUUCUCUCUGGUUGGGUUCUGGGCCCUUUGGGCCGGAUACCCGAACUUCAGUUCCAUCGUUUCCCCCUGCUCUGUUCCUUUCCGUCCGUUUAAUGGAGAGGAAGUAGGAACUGUGGAGAGACGAGACAACAGAACUACCGGCUGGAACACGCCUGGAGAGGUCUGCUCUGUCGCCGUUCCCGCCGCCGCCAUGGCCCUCCACAAGAACAAAAUGAUCGGUCUGAGACUCCUGACUCGCUUCCUCAGCUCUCCGGGCCAGAAAGGCUUCCAGCACACGAAUCCUCGGACACUCGAGACCCUCGCUUUCGAAGAGGUGCGAUCAUCUUCCACAGACAAACCCCACACUUACACGGCUUUCGUUCUCCAUGGGCUCUUGGGAUCCGGACGCAACUGGCGCGCCUUCUCCCGCAACCUCGCUUCCUUCCUCUCCAAAUCCUCCCCUCCUUCUGAGUGGAGGAUGGUGCUUGUGGAUCUGAGGAACCAUGGGAAGUCUGCGGAGGUUGAAGGACUGGACCCACCUCACAACAUGUUCACUGCAGCGAAGGAUUUGGCGAAUUUGGUUAAAGCUCAAGGUUGGGAUUGGCCUGAUGUUGUUAUGGGACACUCGAUGGGAGGUAAAGUGGCGCUGCAAUUUGCCGAGAGUUGUGCUCGUGGUGAUUAUGGGGAUUCUGCUACGUUGCCAAAGCAGCUGUGGGUGCUGGAUUCUGUCCCUGGAAAGGUGAGUACAGAUAACAGUGAUGGAGAAGUAGAAAAAGUCUUGAAGACUUUGCAGAGUUUACCUUCAUCAAUUCCAUCAAGAAGCUGGCUUGUAAACCACAUGGUUGAGCUUGGUUUCUCAAAGUCACUAUCGGAAUGGAUAGGCACAAACAUAAAGAAAUCAGGGGAACUGGCGACAUGGGCUUUCAAUCUUGACGGAGUAAUCCAAAUGUUCGAUUCUUACAGGGAUACUUCAUAUUGGUCUUUGUUGGAACAUCCACCGAAAGGGAUGGAGAUAGGACUUGUAGUUGCAGAGAACAGUGACCGUUGGGAGCCGGAUGUGCUCCACCGAAUAGAAAGCCUUCCCGCAAGGGAAAGUGAUGAAUCGCAAGGAGCAUUUUCACUUCAUGUUCUUCCCCAUUCAGGGCAUUGGGUUCACGUGGACAACCCAAAGGGACUGCUUGAUAUAGUGGCACCAAGGAUUGCUUCCAUCUCAGCGUAAAUAAAGCAAGGAGGUGUCUGUUUCUAGUAAAAAUCAAGAGUUGUGUAUCUGGGGUCUGGAUUGAGAAGAUACUUUGGACAUGUCUUUUGGAUUGAACUUUUUUUGGGGGGAAGUUUAUUUCUUUGGUUGUGGGCUUGUGGCCUCAGGUAGCCUCCGGAUCAGAAGAAAAUAUAUGGCUUUGUUAAUCUUGUUUCGUUUGGAUUAAUACUUUAUUUUGGCCGAACUAUGACGGUACAAUAACCUUAGACUUGUGGUUUCAAAAAUUAACAUACUGGCCUCAACUAUGUAACACAUUGGCGUAGCCAACAAAAAAUUUUAAUGGGG
Messenger RNA from Linum trigynum, 1533 nucleotides. Lineage: Eukaryota; Viridiplantae; Streptophyta; Magnoliopsida; Malpighiales; Linaceae. The record is from the annotation of a GenBank genome assembly.